Bufo bufo (common toad) is the source of this 3337-nucleotide messenger RNA. It is a transcript of the gene NPY2R, whose product is annotated as neuropeptide Y receptor Y2. NCBI's taxonomy places the organism in Eukaryota, Metazoa, Chordata, Amphibia, Anura, Bufonidae. The record is from RefSeq and is a predicted model, not a curated record. Gene Ontology annotation, biological process: G protein-coupled receptor signaling pathway. The coding region runs from base 191 to 1495 and encodes 434 amino acids. Gene Ontology annotation, cellular component: membrane. Gene Ontology annotation, molecular function: neuropeptide Y receptor activity. The transcript has 2 exons.
AGGGGCUGGGAGGAGGAGUGCCUGCUGCAGCUGCCUGUGCAAUGACUGGCUCCUUCCUCUAAGUCCCUGACUCCCAAGGACUUUAAUUAGCAGCUCUCAGAGCAGGGGAACAGAUCAGCUCUGACUGGAGGAGAGAGACUUCUCUCCCAUCUUCACGGUCUAUAUAUCAGUGUAUGGACAGAGCUAAUGCAUGCUAUUGCUGGAGAAGGAGAAUGUGGACUCUGACCUGCCAGCUUCUUCUGGCAUCUGGAGCAGAAUAAAGGACAUCUUUCUACAACAGAGAAGAAAGCAGAUUUUUCAUUUAUGCAGAAAAGAAAACUGCACAAUGAAGAUUGGAAUGAUUGCUUCUGGGAAGGAAGAGAAUAGCACCAUGGAUAUGAAAAUGGACCUGGAUACAUUACGUUACUGGCCGGGGCUGACCACACCUUCCAGUGAGAUACUCCCUAAACCUGAGCUUAUUGAUAUUACAAAGCUCAUAGGUGUCCAAGUGAUUCUUAUCUUGGCAUACAGUUCCAUUAUUCUUCUGGGAGUAAUUGGAAACACCCUUGUAAUUUAUGUUGUCAUCAAAUUUAAGACUAUGCGCACUGUCACCAAUUAUUUUAUUGUCAAUCUGGCAGUGUCUGACUUAUUGGUGAACACUUUAUGUCUCCCAUUCACAUUGGUUUACACUCUUCUGGAUCAGUGGAAGUUUGGAACAGUGUUGUGCCAUUUAGUGACCUAUGCUCAAGGCUUGGCAGUGCAAGUAUCAACAGUUACUCUUAUGGUAAUUGCCCUUGACCGGCAUCGAUGCAUUGUAUACCAUCUAGAGAGCAAAAUCUCGACAAAAAUUUGCUUUAUGAUUAUAGGCAUUACUUGGACUUGUAGUGCCAUACUUGCCAGCCCAUUGGCAAUUUUCAAAGAGUAUUCUCUUAUUGUUAUUUCACCAGAUUUUCAAAUUCAAGUUUGUGCCGAAAAGUGGCCUUUAGGACACUUGAACUACAGCACAAUAUACAGCAUAUCAAUGUUGUUGAUUCAGUACAUUUUACCUCUGGCCUUAAUUUCAUAUGCUUAUAAAAGAAUAUGGACCAAACUAAAGAACCAUGUCAGCCCAGGAGGGGGUAAUGACCACUAUCACCAAAGACGACGUAAGACAACCAAGAUGUUAGUAGCUGUGGUAGUGGUAUUUGCAGUGUGCUGGCUACCUUUCCAUGCCUUUCAACUUGCAAGUGACAUUGAUAGCAAAGUUUUGGACCUGAACGAAUAUAAAUUCAUUUAUACAGUAUUUCAUGUGAUUGCAAUGUGCUCUACGUUUGCCAACCCAAUCCUUUAUGGGUGGAUGAACAACAAUUACAGAACAGCGUUCCUCACCGCUUUUAAAUGUGAGCAGAGGAUGGAUUCUAUACACUCUGAAGUCUCUGUAGCCUUUCAAGCCAAGAAGAAACAGCUACAAGUCAAGGAGAUUAAUGGGCCAGUCAACAACUGUCAAAGCACUUGCACUCAACCUACCAAUGUGUAAUGCUAGAGUGGACUAAUGUCACAUAAAAACCUUUACUUUGGAGAGACAAUGUUAAAAGUCUGUGACAUCAAUGCAGUUUUAAAGAGAGAACCCAUGCAAAACUAAUAGUAAGGCCAUGAUGUGUCUUUCAGAUGGAAAAGGCCAUUUGGCUCAUUUAGUGGCAACAUACAUUUAAGUACUCGUGAUCUUGGAGUUUCUGAUCCAAAUUUGCCCAUAAUGUGCCUGAAAAAAACAGAUCCAACCCAGAUUUUCUCAUGCUACAGUAUGUGUCUUCUUGUAAAAUGGAUUUGUCAGGUUUUCUGCUUAUCAUUCACUGAAUGAAAUACGAUAUAUGCUUGCACUUAAUGCCAACUUACUGGAAAGAUCUCACAAUGAAAUGGACUUGUCUUAAAAAUAAAAAUAAAAAAAUCGGUCAGACUUUAGCUGUGUUCAAUCCAGGUUCUUUCUUACUUACACUUGGUAAUGAUGAUAAAAGAGACACUGAAUUAAAGGGGUAUUAUGGUUGUUAGAAGUUAUCUCCUAUUCACAGGAUAGGAGAUAACUAUUAGAUCGGAGGUGGUCCUAGUGCUGGAACCCCCACCGAUCAUGAGAACGGGGGCACAAUACCCCCUGCAGCCCCCCUAAACUGAACUGAGUCAGGUAUGAGUGUGGUCACUCCAUUCAUUUCUAUGAGAGUUCUGAAAUAGCUGAGUACAUCGCUCCACUAUCUACGGUAUUCCCAUAGAAAUAAAUGGAGCAGCCACACACAUACCUGACUGGCCACUCCGUUCAUUUAACCGGGACUGCUGGCGAAACGGGGCCCCCGUUCUUGUAAUUGGUGGGGGUCCCUGUGGAUAGGGGAUAACUUCUAACAACCGGUAUACCCCUUUAAAUGCUCAACUAAAUGAGCAUCAUAAGGAUGUAUUUUCAUGGCGCAGAACAUGUGCAGUUUGCCAUGGUCUUACCGUUAUUUGGAUAUCUAAUUAGGAAAACUGCAAUCGUGGUAAAACCAUGACAAGCACCACAUGUGUUUGCUUCCAUAUGGCAGUAUAAUUUUCUCACACCGUUUUAUACAGUGUGACGCAAUUUAUUUCAGUUUUUAAUCACCUAAUUUUUACUAUUUCUAUUUACCAAUGAUCUUUUACUAUGUAUACAUGUACAUGUUGUAUAUUACAACAGUUAGUAUGCUUCUACUGUACGUACCAUAUUGAAUCGUUCACAUGAUCUGUCUAUGAAUGUCCUUUUUCAUACCAGUGCAUGUAGUGCAAUAGUGAUCUAUAAAGCAAUCCAUUUAUCUUGUAUUUUUAUAUUAUGACAUUAGUUAUUUUAUGGUAUUGCUGUAGUAAUCAGUACAGAAUUUCUCUACCAAAUGAUGUAUGCUGGUAAACCUGCUUGCAUGAGUUGCCAAAGUUAGUAAACUGCAGUGCCAAACCCCCUUCAGUAUAGCUAAAGCUUAAUGUAUGCUGUUUUAUGCGAUUACCAUAGUAAAUAUACAGAACUGCAGACAUUGGUGUUUCGUACAUGAGCGGUCUGAGUAUCAUGUCUGAAUUAUUCAUUUGUACUAGAUAUUUAUUCCCAGUUGAGGUAAAAUACAUGUUGGAAGCACAAAAAAUGCAUUUCAGUAGACUUUCUAAAGGGUAAAAUUAAACAGGUUAGCGGGUAGCUAAAAGUAAAGCAUGAAGAAUGUGGAAGUAGAAACACACACAUCGGUUUUUAAUAGCUUUUUGAUUUUUAACACUAAUGCCUGUUGUACUGGGCAUGGACAACUUUUUCUCUAUGAAAUGUUACUUUAUGAUAUGCUUAAAGGGGUUGUCUCACUUCAGCAAAUGGCAUUUAUCAUGUAGAGAAAGUUAAUACAAGGCA